AUGAAGCUCGCCGUCUUCAGCGCCAAGGCCUACGACAAAAAGUACAUUUCCGCCGCGCACGAGGCCAAGAAAGAAGAAUUCAAAAAGCACAAUGCGAACCUCGCCGGCGACAACACCGACUUCGGCAUCAGCUUUCAUGACUUCUCCCUUUCCUCCGAGACCGUCUCCCUCGUCAAGGAUGUUGACGCCGUAUGCGUCUUCGUAAACGACUCCCUCACCGCCGAUGUUGUCGAGAGCCUGCAUAAGGCCGGAUGCAAGGCCAUUCUGCUGCGCUGCGCCGGCUUCAACAAUGUCGACCUCAAGACCGCCGAGAAGCUGGGCAUCUUCGUCGCCAAUGUCCCCUCAUACUCUCCCGAGGCUGUCGCCGAGUUCGCCGUCGCCCUGCUGCAGUCCCUCAACCGCCGCACCCAUCGAGCCUAUAACCGGACCCGCGAAGGUAACUUCAACCUCGAUGGUCUGCUGGGCAAGACCGUACAUGGCAAGACGGUCGGCAUCAUCGGCACUGGGCGGAUUGGUGUGUCUAUGGCCCGCAUCAUGAAGGGCUUCGGCUGCACCCUCUACGCCUUUGACCCCUUCCAGUCGGACGCUUUCAAAGAGCUCGGCGAAUAUCUGCCUUUGGAGGAGCUCCUGCCCAAGUGCGACUUCAUCAGCCUGCACUGUCCCCUGAUGGACAAGACGAAGCACAUCAUCAACGAGAAGACGCUCAAGCAGAUGAAGCCGGGUUCAAUCCUUGUCAACACAUCUCGCGGCGGUCUGGUCGACACCAAGGCUGUCAUCCACGCCCUCAAGACUAAGCACCUUGGCGGUCUGGCUCUUGAUGUUUACGAAGGCGAGGGCGAUCUAUUCUACAACGACCACUCGGGCCACAUCAUUGAUGAUGACCUGCUUACCCGCCUCAUGACCUUCCCCAACGUCCUCAUCUGCGGACACCAGGGAUUCUUCACCGAGGAGGCCCUGCAGGAGAUCUCUGAGUGCACCUUCCGGAAUCUUGAGGAUUUCAUGCUCGGCCGCAAGUGUUCCAACUCUCUAGUCAAGGAAGAGUCCACUAUGUCCCGUAGAGAGUCACUCCCAGUCCGCAUUGUCUGA
Messenger RNA from Colletotrichum higginsianum IMI 349063, 1086 nucleotides. Its product is annotated as D-isomer specific 2-hydroxyacid dehydrogenase. The record is from RefSeq and is a predicted model, not a curated record. Gene Ontology annotation, molecular function: NAD binding; D-lactate dehydrogenase (NAD+) activity. NCBI's taxonomy places the organism in Eukaryota, Fungi, Ascomycota, Sordariomycetes, Glomerellales, Glomerellaceae. The transcript has a single exon. The coding region runs from base 1 to 1086 and encodes 361 amino acids.